This is a messenger RNA of Prunus armeniaca (apricot), 210 nucleotides long. The record is from the annotation of a GenBank genome assembly. Lineage: Eukaryota; Viridiplantae; Streptophyta; Magnoliopsida; Rosales; Rosaceae.
AUGUGUGAUGCUUCGGUCGAGAAAUUAAGUAGAGACCUGGAGUUCGUUGAAAGCGUCAGUAAACAUGACACUAACCGAACUGCCGGUGUCGACCAGGAUGCGACCGAUGUCAAAGUUGGAGAUGUCAGCACAAAUGAUCAGUGGGUUGCCAUGGGGGAGGAUGACACCACGCUCUUCCUCCUCUCUGAAGGUAAUCGAGGCCUAACCUGA